AUGAACGCCACGCCAAGCCAUGACGAAGUCGACCGAGUACUCCGUCUCAAGCGCAAGGAAAGGGAAGCAAGGGCGUGUUAUCCCUGCAGAAAAAGAAAAGUCAAAUGUGAUGGCACACAACCCUGUCGCACGUGCCAGAAGCGGAAUCACCCGCAUAUAUGCACGUACGACCCGCCGCGAGACUCCAGAAGAGAGGCCUCCCCUGCUGUCCUUAAUAUCCAGUCCCAUGUUCAGCCGGAACAACCGACACCAGAGCGUGUGCAGCGACAAAGGCAGCAGGAUGGUUCUGCCAUUGCUCUCGCGUCUGCAAAUCCCCGGCCCGAUGAUGCAGCCAAGAAUUAUGUCUACUCAGGGGAUAACUCGGUUGUGUCAAUACUGCGCUCCCGUGCAUCUGAUGCAAAUGAUUCGAUGACCCGCGAUCUUGGAUCGGUGUUGGGGCUUCAGAACACUUUCAACAAUUACCCCUUCAUGGACUCCAGGACGCCAGAGGAAAAAUGGACCUCGCUGCUCAGUGUCUUGCCCCAAAGAAGCGAAGUGUUGAAAUUCUUUCACUACUAUCGUGUCACAGCGUACCCGUUUAAUCCGAUCCUCGCAGAUAUGGAUCGCUUCGAGUCGGAUAUGUGCACGUAUCUGAACGCACACUCGGCAGGAGAACUGCGACGCGAAGACAAAAUCGUCGAUCGAUGGGCAAGUGACAAGUCAAUCGGUCAUAUAAGUCUCUUACUGGCUACGCUGGCCGCCGGUGCUCAUUAUUCAGACAUUGACUAUCCACAACGGCUUGAACUCGCGACAGACUUCGCUCGCCGGUCCUUUCACGCGCUUCGCUUGGCCAACUUCCUUUUCCGACCAUCCCUCGACAUUAUUCAGACGCUGUUGAUUCUCGGCAAUACUUUACAAAACAUGGGACAAUCGGAUGCAGCAUGGGCUCUACUGGGCACCACUAUUCGCCUUGCUCAGACGAUGGGGUUGCAUACCGAACGAAGCACUCUUCAAUGGCCGGAGUAUGUGCGAACCAAGACCAGAACUCUUUGGUCAACUAUUGUAUGGCAGGACAGUUUGCUGUGCAUGUGUUACGAUCGCCCCCCAAUAGUAACGGUCACCGGGUGGACUAUGGAUAGCGACCUUCUUCGAAGAACUGAUCUAUCAUAUCAAGAAGUCAUGCACUCGCUCUGUCGCCUCAUACUCGACAUCAUACGACCCGACUCAUUUUUGAGUGAGCUCGAUAGGGCGGUCGAAGCAUUAAAUAAGCUGGAUACGCUAUACCAACGCGGCAAACCUCACUUGCAAGUUCGGAGCAGCUGCACCACUCUCCAGCAGCAUCUCGAGCACCUUGCUCUCAAAAUGCACUCAUCGUUUUGCGUCUCUGUGGUAUGCCGCCCGGCAAUGAAACAAUCACAGUCACAACCACAUCUGCUCCAGCCAGAAAUACUCCGGAAUCGGGCCAAGGGAAGCCUGAUUGACGCAUCCCGAGCGUUCCUUGACUUCCAGGCUUUAAGUGUUGUCCCAAUGCGGAGUUGGUCAAUGGUGCACACUGUACUAAGCUCAACGCUGCUUCUUUGCAUAUGGGAAGAAACACGCAAUGAUCCACAAUGUCGGGACCUGCAACAGCGCGUAAUCGACGUGUUCAGUUCAUCUGACUCCCGAACUGCGGAAGAAGGCGGCGUAGAUAAUGACGGCCAGUGGCUAUCCACACGCCACAUUCGCGCACUGGUCACCCUGCGCAGUGCUUUGGAUCGACAACAGGAGAGUAACGUCCCUGAAAACGAGUCAUGGAUGCCACAGAGCUUGGACGGUGCUGGACUUGGUUCAGGGUCCGAUGUUCGAUUUGAGCCAAGAAAACAAUUUCCUCUGACAUGGCACUAUCGAGGUCUAUUGAUAUGCCUUUGGUAUCUGUAUAUCUUAUAG
Molecule: messenger RNA, 1905 nt
Organism: Penicillium olsonii
Lineage: Eukaryota; Fungi; Ascomycota; Eurotiomycetes; Eurotiales; Aspergillaceae
Source: the annotation of a GenBank genome assembly